Molecule: messenger RNA, 1080 nt
Organism: Jaculus jaculus (lesser Egyptian jerboa)
Lineage: Eukaryota; Metazoa; Chordata; Mammalia; Rodentia; Dipodidae
Product: iron-sulfur protein NUBPL-like
Exons: 2
Coding region: 8-733 (241 amino acids)
Biological process (GO): mitochondrial respiratory chain complex I assembly; iron-sulfur cluster assembly
Cellular component (GO): mitochondrion
Molecular function (GO): ATP binding; 4 iron, 4 sulfur cluster binding; ATP-dependent FeS chaperone activity
Source: RefSeq, a predicted model, not a curated record
ACAGAUCAUGUCCCGAGGACUUCCAAAGCAGAAACCAAUAGAAGGCGUUAAGCAAGUUAUAGUUGUGGCCUCUGGCAAGGGUGGAGUUGGAAAAUCUACUACUGCAGUGAACCUUGCACUUGCGCUAGCAGCAAAUGAUUCGUCAAAGGCCGUUGGUUUGUUGGUAGAUGUUUAUGGUCCUUCAAUUCCAAAGAUGAUGAAUUUGAAAGGAAGUCCUGAAUUAUCACAAGACAACCUAGUGAGGCCUCUUUUAAAUUAUGGUAUUGCUUCUAUGUCUAUGGGCUUUCUGGUUGAAGAGACUGCACCAGUCAUAUGGAGAGGCCUUUUGGUAAUGUCAGCCAUUGAUAAACUAUUGAGGCAGGUAGACUGGGAUCAACUGGACUAUUUAGUUGUUGACAUGCCACCGGGAACGGGAGAUGUGCAGUUAUCGGUUUCACAGAAUAUUCCCAUUUCAGGUGCUGUGAUCGUCUCCACGCCUCAGGACAUUGCGCUGAUGGAUGCUCACAAGGGUGCCGAGAUGUUUCGGAAAGUCCAUGUGCCUGUUCUUGGCCUUGUGCAAAACAUGAAUGUGUUCCAGUGUCUGAAAUGCGACAUUCCUUUACACCUGAGCAUAAGGGAAGCUUCAGACAAAGGCCAGCCAGUCGUAUCUUCUCAACCUGAAAGCGAAGAGGCUCAAGCUUACCUGCGGAUUGCUGUGGAAGUGUUAAGAAGAUUGCCACCACCUCCAGAAUGACACCCCAAAUGCCCUGGAAAUUGUUCCGGUAUUUGAAUGUAAGAGGACUAUUGGAAGCAAGCAUUGUGGUGGUGUGGAACCCACAAACAAUAGCAGUCAGGAUUGUUUUACUUUAUUUCUGAAGAAAUAAUGUUUUAUAUUCAGAUUUGAUCUGUGAGCUCUGACCCAUAUGUAAUUUUCAUGUCCCAAUGCUAACUUCUGUUCUUAGGACUGUUUUAAAAGUUGAUGUAGGGCUGGGGAGAUUGCUUAGUAGUUAAGGCACAUGCCUGCGAAACCUAAGGGCCCAGGUUUGAUUCUCCAGGUCCCAUGUAAGCCACAUGCACAUGGUAGUGCGUGUGUCUGGAGUU